Molecule: messenger RNA, 2896 nt
Organism: Dinoponera quadriceps
Lineage: Eukaryota; Metazoa; Arthropoda; Insecta; Hymenoptera; Formicidae
Gene: Cad96Cb
Product: cadherin-8
Exons: 17
Coding region: 161-2551 (796 amino acids)
Biological process (GO): homophilic cell-cell adhesion
Cellular component (GO): plasma membrane
Molecular function (GO): calcium ion binding
Source: RefSeq, a predicted model, not a curated record
GUCUGAAGGACUGAAGGAGACUCGAUUGCGCAAACGUGACGUCCCCGGCAUUCAUCCGCCGUUGCCCGCUGCUUUUCCCCCCGAGUAUUUACCGACUCUUCACUCUCCUUUUGCAGAUGCAUCGGCCGACGGGAUCGAUGGACGAUGAUCUUGAAUUGCCAUGGGGCGAAACGUAUUGAGGAUCUUGCCGCUCCUCUGUUGCAUGCUGCAGCCGCUCCUCGGCCAAAUAAUUCGAGACGCACGAUGCUUCCUGGAAAACGGAGCUACCGCGGCGCAUCUCUUCGUCAGCGAGGAUCUGCCCGUAGGCGACACUAUCGGGGUCCUCGGGGUGCUAGGUGAUCCGAGCUUACACGGUGACAUCGUGCUGAGCUUGGAGGUGAAGGACAAGGAUGUCCCCGUCGCAAUCUCGCCGUACUCGAAGAACUUGACGCUCAUCAAGCCGCUCGACAAGGAAGGUAUCGAGGGACCAGCUAGUGUCAUCAUUAGUGUCAUCUGUAACAGGAAGCAUACUUUAGACCCGGAAAUCAGCAUACCAGUGAACAUUCGCGUGAUCGACGCGAAUGAUAACUCGCCGCAAUUCAUCAAUGCGCCUUACGUGCUGAAUAUUUCCGAGGUUACCGUCAAUGGCACGAGAGUUCUACAAGGAGUUCGAGCUGUGGAUGCCGACCAGCCGGGGCCGUUUUCCACGGUGCAGUAUUCAGUGCUUCCAGGACCACAUUCGGACUACUUUUACUUCGUGAAUGCCCUGGAAGGUACCCUUGCCCUGAAUAAAUCGCUGAAUUACGAGAAUCUCACUUCUUUCUCCGUGGGCAUUCGCGCUCAAGACCAAGGUAAUCCGCCUCGGUUUUCGACGACAACAUUAUAUGUCAACGUUAUCGACGCCGACGAUCAGAAUCCAAUUUUCUUGAACGAACAAUACAAGGUCCUCGUACCCCGUCGUAUGAAAGAUGCAAAACCGCUGAGAGUGCUUCCCAACAAGAUAAAGGCCGUCGAUCAAGAUGUCGGUAUAAACGCGCCUGUCAGAUACACGAUUCGAGGUGAGCUUCCUCCUUUCCUAGAGCUCAACGUCAAAACUGCUGAAUUUGUUAUGACGCGAUCGCUACUCGAUAACGAGCUAACAACACCGGCGACUGUUAUAAUGAAGGCUAUCCAAGUGGAUAAUCCCGAUAGGUAUGCCCUCGCCACAGUCUCUAUAUCGCGAGAAGAUAAUCGAUCACCUGUGAAAUUCAUACUGCCGGAUCAUAACACGAGAGUGCCGGAGAACACGCCGUCUGGGAGCGUCCUUCUUACGACGAGAGUCAAUAAUCCCGAUCCUAACUUGAAAUUCUGGCUGAGGGGCGCAAUGGAGGACCUCCAGCGAUUCAACAUCACCAACUCCGGCGAGUUAAUUCUUAUUGGCGGACUGGAUUACGAGCACCGUGUCCAGCAUAGUUUUCUGGUUUACGUCACCGACGGAUAUUACAAUGACUCGUCACGUGUGAACAUUUCGGUCGAAAACGUGAAUGAGUGGGAGCCUCGAUUCCGACAUCCUCGAUAUGAAUUCCACGCCCGUUCCGUGGCAGAAGGCGCCGUCGUCGGGAAAGUGGAAGUGGCCGAUCCCGACAAAGACGACAAAGUCAGCUUAUCCCUCAGAGGACCGGACGCGAGGUCCUUCGAAGUUCGAGAUAACGGAGAAUUGGUACUAAGAUCGCUGGGUCCUUUCAACGGAUCUUUGGCUCGAUUGGUAGCGGUGGCAUCUGACACUGGAAAUCCGCCCAGGUCUAGUAUGAUCCCGAUAAUCGUACACAUACCGAAUGGCGGAUCGUUGCCGGUCGCCGCGAGAGCUGCGCCCGCUUGGCUAGGAAGCAGCGUGCUGUUGAUCGCCAUCUUCGCUGCCGUUUUGGGCCUCCUUGGAGUCGUCAUACUGAUCCUCAUCCUUUACAUUUACAAGCAUAAAAGGCCCAAAAGCAGUAAUUCAGUCAGUUCCGUGGGCACCGGAUAUCGCGAGAAAUCGCCGGUACCUUCAGCCCUAAGCCCGACGCCGCAAGUGCUAGGUGCCACUGUUCUCCAGGAUGCCUUGGAAGGCCCGCGCAACCGACGUCGCCAAAGCGACGGCAACGAAGAUGAUAACGCCGAGAAUCAUCGCAACGAUAUCGACAAUCCUGUCUUCGGAGAAAGCAACGAUAACUCGUACAGCGCUACGAUAAAAAGUAUAGCGUCGGCGAGGCAAUUACCAUUGUAUGCCAGACACAAAGUGGCACCCGCCCCGAAUCCGCCAGCUUUAUCAGCGACUUCGAACAUUCCCAACAUCGGCGGACUGGUGCAGAAUAUGAACGACUUGAGCGCCAGAACUAACCUGGACGCGGGAUCCCAUGACUCUUCCAAUUAUUCCGGAGAUCCCCCGGAUUCUCUGGUGCCGGCUUGGCCUGCUGGCUCGGCUCUGCCGAGGAUCAAAAAGCUGUCCUGGGACGACGACGACAGGACCGUAGACAGUGUCGAGGUCGCGGCGGAAACGCGAACCGGAAGCAGCCAAGCUGGCAACGAGAGGCUCAAUCUCACCGUGUACUUUUAACGAUCGAUUAUUGUUAAUGCGAGAGAUGAAUCCGAUUGUGAAUGACGAGCGAUUGCGAUCGUAAGCGCGCUCUUCGACCAGUUUAAUUAAAUAAAGUCUCUAAAAUUAAUGUCGGAAUUCUGCGAGUGAACUUCGGCGCAUUUGCAACACAACAAUGCGACCUCACGCGCGUAUUCGGUCCACGGAACAUCUGUGCUAUCCAGUGUUAUCCUGCGCAACAUAGCGUUAACUUGCAUUAUCUUUCGGACAGAUUAUGUUUGCGAUCUGCUGCUGGCCGCGACAUCGAUCUCCGAUUGUAGGAAGUGGUUAUUGGUAAUUGUUGAAAAUAGAACGACGGAAAUGCUA